Molecule: messenger RNA, 1653 nt
Organism: Suricata suricatta (meerkat)
Lineage: Eukaryota; Metazoa; Chordata; Mammalia; Carnivora; Herpestidae
Gene: ACP5
Product: acid phosphatase 5, tartrate resistant
Exons: 7
Coding region: 358-1365 (335 amino acids)
Biological process (GO): bone resorption
Molecular function (GO): ferric iron binding; ferrous iron binding; acid phosphatase activity
Source: RefSeq, a predicted model, not a curated record
GCCGCCGCCGCCUCCCAACCCAGCAGCCGGCGACCGCGCGCACCCCGCAGUCCUGCCGCCGCACUCCUGCAGCCGGGCCCUGCUGACGGCAGGUUGCGGGGGCGGGAGGCACAGACUGGCAGGGUGACCCAGGGCAGGUCACCUCACCUCGCUGAGCAGGUGAACUCCGCGCUGAAUGAGCCUCCCCCACAACCGCCCUCCCAACUGACUGGAGGGACCCGUCGUGAGUGUGCAGGGGGCGAAUCAGCGCGGGAGGAGCGAGUCAGGGAGGGAAUAAAGGCUCAGUGACCGCCAGUUCUGCCCAGGAGCUCACCUGCUGCUCUGAGCCCCCGGCCACUGGCUUGUGCCUCCCCCAGGAUGGACAUACGGACCGUACUGCUCGUCCUGCAAGCCUCCUUGCUGCUCCCCCUGGCUGAUGGGGCCAGCCCAGUCCUGCGCUUUGUGGCUGUGGGUGACUGGGGAGGGGUCCCCAACGCCCCGUUCUACACAGCCCGGGAAAUGGCCAACGCUAAGGAGAUUGCCAGGACCACGCAGAUCCUCGGCACAGACUUCAUCCUGUCCCUGGGGGACAAUUUCUACUUCACUGGCGUGCAGGAUGCCAAUGACAAGAGGUUUCGGGAGACCUUCGAGGAUGUCUUCUCUGCCUCCUCUCUCCGCAACGUGCCCUGGUACGUGCUGGCUGGCAACCACGACCACCUGGGGAACGUCUCUGCGCAGAUCGCCUACUCCAGGGUGUCUCAGCGCUGGAACUUCCCCAGCCCUUACUACCGCCUGCGCUUCAAAGUCCCACGGUCCAACGUGUCCGUGGCCAUCUUCAUGCUGGACACGGUGACGCUGUGCGGCAACUCAGACGACUUCCUCAGCCAGCAGCCGGAGAGGCCCCGCAACGCGGCGCUGGCGCGCACACAGCUGUCCUGGCUCAAGAAGCAGCUGGCGGCCGCCAAGGAGGACUACGUGCUGGUGGCCGGCCACUACCCGGUGUGGUCCAUCGCGGAGCACGGGCCCACCCACUGCCUGGUCAAGCAGCUGAUGCCGCUGCUGGCCACGUACAAGGUCACUGCCUACCUGUGUGGCCAUGACCACAACCUGCAGUACCUGCAGGACGAGAACGGUGUGGGCUACGUGCUCAGUGGGGCAGGGAACUUCAUGGACCCCUCGAGAAAGCACAUGCGCAAGGUCCCCAACGGCUACCUGCGCUUCCACUAUGGGGCCGAGGACUCGCUGGGUGGCUUCGCCUACGUGGAGAUCAGCCCCAAAGAGAUGAGCGUCACAUACAUCGAAGCAUCGGGCAAGUCGCUCUUCAAGACCAGACUGCCGAGGCGGGCCAGGCCCGAGCACCCCCGCGUGCACCGCUCUCGGGCCUGAGGCAGGGGGCCUCUUGCUGGAGGUGGUCCUGCCGUGCCCGCGGGCCCGGGACACAGCGGCAGAGCAGAAGGAGAGCCACAGACGAGGAGCGGUGGUGCCAGGUGGCCCUUGUGGCAUAGAGGCCACGUGGGGAUGGGGACCAGCCUGAGUGCCGUGCCCCGUGGCCGAGCUUGUCCAACCUGAGCUCCAGGUGAUGGGGGGCUGGGGGGAGGCAGGGAGGGGAAGCUUUCUCCUGAACCGAGCACCUGUCACUGCUGAAUAUUCAAUAAAAGAAUAGUUGCAGAGGCU